AGUCAGCAACGCAGCAAUUCUCAAACAUGCACACCUAACUACAGCUCUUGCAUCUCUUUUCUCAGUUUCUCCAACUAACACUUGAAACUUGUGUGUAUAUAUUUAUGUUUGUGUAACAAAAACAAACUCAUUUCCAAGCUUUCUUCGCCCCCUUAGCGGAUUUCCCCAUAAACCCUUCUUCCUUAUAUACAUAUAUAUCUCCCACCUAAACACACACACACACACACUUUUUAUCAUAUAUAAACAAUAACAAUGGCUUUAGCUUCUCCCUCUUUGAUCAACCCCAUCUUCUCCACCAAACUUAAAUCACAAACCCGCCCAUCUCUCCCAAUCUCUCUCAAAUCUCGCCCAUUCACUGUUUGUAACUCAAUCGCCGUUGCUGCUCCGGCGGCGGCCACGGCGGCAAAAGGGUCGACGGUGAAGUCAGUGAAGGCCAGGCAGAUCAUAGAUAGCAGGGGCAAUCCGACGGUGGAGGUUGAUUUGGUGACUGAUGAGCUUUACAGAUCAGCUGUUCCCAGUGGGGCCUCAACUGGGAUUUAUGAGGCUUUGGAGUUGAGAGAUGGGGAUCAGAGUGUUUAUGGUGGUAAAGGGGUGCUUAAUGCUGUUAAGAAUAUUAAUGAUAUCUUGGGUCCUAAGCUUGUUGGUGUUGAUGUUAGGAAUCAAGCUGAUUUUGAUGCCAUUAUGUUGGAGAUUGAUGGAACUCCCAACAAGUCAAAGCUGGGUGCUAAUGCCAUACUUGGAGUAUCCUUAAGUGUGUGUAGAGCUGGAGCAGGAGCAAAGGGAAUACCCCUGUACAAGCACAUUCAAGAAAUUUCUGGAACUAAAGAACUCGUGAUGCCAGUUCCAGCAUUCAAUGUGAUCAACGGGGGUAGCCAUGCUGGAAACAAUUUGGCCAUGCAGGAAUUCAUGAUCCUACCUGUUGGAGCAAGCUCAUUUGCCGAGGCACUCCGUAUGGGUAGUGAAGUAUAUCACGUACUGAAGGGCAUCAUCAAGGCGAAAUAUGGACAAGAUGCCUGCAAUGUUGGAGAUGAAGGAGGUUUUGCCCCCAAUGUUCAGGAUAAUAGGGAAGGACUUCUAUUGCUUGUUGAUGCCAUUGAAAAGGCUGGUUAUACCGGCAAGAUCAAAAUUGGAAUGGAUGUCGCUGCCUCAGAGUUUUUGACAAAAGAUGCCAAAUAUGAUCUCAAUUUUAAGAAACAACCAAAUGAUGGUGCUCAUGUGCUUGCAGCUCAAAGUCUCUGUGAUCUUUACAUAGAUUUUGUCAAAGAAUUCCCUAUAGUGUCCAUUGAAGAUCCUUUUGACCAAGAUGAUUGGAGCUCGUGGUCUUCGCUGCAGUCAUCAGUGGAUAUCCAGAUAGUAGGAGAUGACUUGUUAGUAACAAAUCCAAAGAAAAUUGCUGAAGCUAUACAGAAAAAGGCAUGCAAUGGUUUGCUACUAAAGGUUAACCAGAUUGGUACAGUAACCGAAUCAAUUCAAGCUGCUCUUGAUUCCAAAGCUGCUGGGUGGGGUGUGAUGGUAAGCCAUCGCAGUGGUGAAACAGAGGAUAACUUCAUUGCAGAUUUAUCCGUUGGUUUGGCCAGUGGACAGAUCAAAACCGGUGCACCAUGCCGAAGUGAACGGCUGGCCAAGUAUAAUCAGCUUUUGCGCAUUGAAGAGGAACUUGGAAAUGUUCGCUACGCAGGUGAAGCAUUCAGAUCACCUUAAGAUGAUAGUAAGCUUUACAUCGUGUUCCAUAAACACUGGACCAUGCUAAUCAUGUUCCCCAAGUUGAUGAAGUUGUACACCUGUACCGAAAUGUUUUCAAGUAACAGAGAUGUUUUCUUAGUAAUCUAAUCGGCUUAAAAUGAUUCAGAGUUGAUUACAUAUCAAAUAGGAAGUAUUUUCAAGUUUGUUGUUUACCAUAUAUCAUCUUUAUUUUCCUGAAAAGUAUUAUUCUGGAGGUCCACACUUGAUUUAAGAUGUAACAAUGCAACUGUCAUAUACCAUGCGUUCUAUGCCUUCCUGUUGCCAUUUCUGCUUUGUAAUAUUAUGAACAAGUUUGGCAGUAGAAGCUGAAAGAGAACGGUGGGUGAUAACUGAUAAGUGCAAUAUAGGUUGAUUUCUUUGCCAGUAUAA
Messenger RNA from Daucus carota subsp. sativus, 2112 nucleotides. Its product is annotated as enolase 1, chloroplastic. NCBI's taxonomy places the organism in Eukaryota, Viridiplantae, Streptophyta, Magnoliopsida, Apiales, Apiaceae. Gene Ontology annotation, cellular component: phosphopyruvate hydratase complex. The transcript has 7 exons. Gene Ontology annotation, molecular function: phosphopyruvate hydratase activity; magnesium ion binding. The coding region runs from base 253 to 1701 and encodes 482 amino acids. Gene Ontology annotation, biological process: glycolytic process. The record is from RefSeq and is a predicted model, not a curated record.